Acanthosepion pharaonis is the source of this 1452-nucleotide messenger RNA. NCBI's taxonomy places the organism in Eukaryota, Metazoa, Mollusca, Cephalopoda, Sepiida, Sepiidae. The record is from the annotation of a GenBank genome assembly.
AUGUGGCUUAGCAUGUUGCUAAACCACCCACAAAACAUCUUGUUUUCAUUUCUUCCUAUUCCUUUUUUUUCUUUACCUUUUUAUCUCUUCUUUCCCUUUUAUUCUUACUCUUUCUCUCUUCUUUCCCUUCUGUUCUCACUCUUUCUUUCUUCUUUCCCUUUUAUUCUUACUCUUUCUUUCUUCUUUCCCUUUUAUUCUUACUCUUUCUCUCUUCUUUCACCUUUAUUCUUACUUUUUUUUUCUUCUUUCCCUUUUGUUCUUACUUUUCCUCUUUUCUUUCCCUUUUGUUCUAACUCUUUCUCUCUUUUUUCUGUUUUAUUCUUACACUUUCUCUCUUCUUCCCUUUUAUUCUUACUCUUUCUCUCUUCAUCCCUUUUAUUCUUACUCUUUCUCUCUUCUUCCCUUUUAUUCUCACUCUUUCUCUCUUCUUUCCCUUUUAUUCUUACUCUUUCUCUCUUCUUCCCUUUUUGUUCUUACUCUUUCUCUAUUCUUUCACUUUUAUUCUUACUUUUCCUCUCUUCUUUCCCUUUUAUUCUUACUUUUCCUCUCUUCUCUUUUUGUUCUUACUCCUUCUCUUUUCUUUCCCUUUUAUUCUUACUCUUUCUCUAUUCUUUCCCUUUUAUUCUUACUCUUUAUCUCUUCUUUCCCUUUUUUUACUUACUUUUACUCUCUUCUUUCCCUUUUAUUCUUACUCUUUCUCACGUCUUUCCCUUUUUGUUCUUACUUUUCCUCUUUUCUUUCCCUUUUAUUCUUACUUUUUCUCUCUUCUUCCUUUUUUGCUUUUACUCUUUCUCUCUUCUUUCCUUUAUAUUCUUAUUCUUUCUCUUUUCCUUUUUCAACCUUCAUAUUUUAUGUUAUGUUUUUUUAAAUUCUCACACCUAUCCCACAUACAUCCUGCCCCACUUUUUUUCUUCAAUAUUGUUUAUUUCUCCUCUUUCUCUAAUAUUGUUUAUUUCUCUUUUCUCUCUUAUUAAUACUCCUCUUUUUUUUUUCUCCUUUUCUCACUCUCUUAUUUCUUAUUCUCACUUUAUCCCCUCUUUCAUAAUCUCACUCCUUUUCUUUCAUACUUAUUUACUUUCUCCUUUCUUUACUAGAUUAAUUCUCACUUUUGCUUCUUAUACUGUUCUAUUUUUCACUUAUUCCCACUCCUCUUCUCAUUUCAUUGUCUCUCUCCUCUUCUCACUUUAUAAUCCUUCUUCUAUGUUUAAACACUUUCUAUAUUUCAUCGUCUCUGUCCAUUUUUCUUAUUCUCGUUUGAUCCUUUUUUCUUUUCAUUCUCUCUCUUUCUUUAUUGCUUUCUCUCUUUCCUUUGAUUCUUACUCUGUUCCUUUUUUCCUUUUUAUACUUUCUUUUUUAUACUCACUGACUCUUUCUUUCUUCUCAUUAUCUCUUUCCCUCUACCCAUUUUUCUUGUCAUUCUCCAUCUUUCUUUUUUCAUUCUCUCUCUUUUGA